Messenger RNA from Capsaspora owczarzaki ATCC 30864, 2400 nucleotides. RefSeq lists its product as hypothetical. Lineage: Eukaryota; Filasterea; Ministeriida; Capsasporidae. Gene Ontology annotation, cellular component: cytosol; nucleus; perinuclear region of cytoplasm. The record is from RefSeq and is a predicted model, not a curated record. The transcript is spliced from 18 exons. The coding region runs from base 7 to 2370 and encodes 787 amino acids. Gene Ontology annotation, molecular function: small GTPase binding; GTPase activator activity. Gene Ontology annotation, biological process: activation of GTPase activity; nucleocytoplasmic transport.
CAGAGGAUGAAUGCGAAAGAGCGCGAAUUGUAUCGCGACGUCCAGAAUGCGACCGAGUGGCUCUUAAUGGGCAUGAAGCAGAUUGGCGAUGCCGGAGCAGAGGUGAUUGCUGAGGCACUCAAGGAGGUGAACACGUCGCUGACUGGGCUCAGUUUGUACCAGAAUCAGAUUGGCGAUGCUGGAGCACGAGCGAUUGCAGAAGCACUCAGGCUCACUGCUGAAGCGGGGAUGGGCAGUUUGUACCAGAAUCAGAUUGGCGAUGUCGGGGCGCAGGCACUAGCUGACGCACUCAAAGUGAGCUCGACGGUGAAGGAGCUCCUUCUGGGUGGAAAUCAGAUUGGCAAUGCGGGAGCACGGGCGAUUGCUGAGGCCCUCAAAGUAAAUAGGACGCUGGUUGUGCUCCAUCUGACUCAGAAUCAGAUUGGUAACGAUGGAGUUCAGGCGAUUGCUGAGGCACUUCAAAUGAACACGACGCUGACUUAUCUCAAUCUCCAGUCGAAUUGCAUUGGCAGUGUUGGUGUUCAAGCUAUUGAGGAGGCACGCAAAGUCAACUGCACGAGUGAGGUUCACCUCGACAACCAGAUCAACCCACUUGCAUUUUCCACUUUUCCACAAUGCGCAACUGCUGAGGACACUCAGACCGUGUUCAACCUGCUGAUGAGCGGACAGGAGCUGGAAAAUGAGUUUGCAUCUCUACCGACAUUACCAGCUGAGAUUGCCGAGCGCAUCAUGGACGAGGCGUAUUACUGGCAAGGUGUGCAGUUCACGAAGCGAGAUCUGUUUUCAAGCAAUCACCCCGACCAUUUUCUGAAAGCCACCGUGCCUCGGAGCAUCAAUGGAAGUUCGAUUCGCGUGAAAGCAAUUCAAGUGCUACGUGACAGCGCCGACGCCACAAAUGGCGACCUCUUCCAUGUGAUUGUCCGGGAUGAGCAGGGUGCUGCUCGAUACGAAUGCUCUGCGAAACCGACGUUCGUUGAUUCAACCAUUGAGCUUGCGACAAUCUGGCCAGCGAGUCAUCUCAUCAUUCGACAAAUGCGCGAAGGCUGGGAGGUUCAAGUUCGGCCCAGCGAGUUUCCCUAUGAUGUGUUACAGCGCGAGGUGUAUGACAAAGUCAUGAAUGCGAGUGGAUAUACCUUGAUGAGGGAGUAUCGGCUUGGCGAUGCCGGAGCGCAGGCGAUUGCUGAGGCGCUCAAAGUGAACACGGGGGUGACUACGCUCGUACUUGGUGAGAAUCAGAUUGGCGAUGCUGGAGCUCAAGCUAUUGGUGAGGCACUCAAAGUGAACAGGACGCUGACCGAGCUCCUGCUGAGUGAAAAUCAGAUUGGGGAUGCUGGAGCGCAGGCAGUUGCUGACGCACUCAAAGUGAACACGUCGCUGACCGAGCUCAGUUUGGACCAGAAUCACAUUAGCGAUGCUGGAGCACAAGCGAUUGCUGAAGCACUCAUCGUGAGCACGACGCUGAAUUCGCUCUUUCUGCGUCAGAAUCAGAUUGGGAAUGCAGGAGCACAGGCGAUUGCUGAAGCACUCACAAAAAAUACGACGUUGACUGAGCUCCAUCUGAGCACGAAUCAGAUUGGCGAUGCUGGUGCGCAGGCAAUUGCUGAGGCACUCAAAAUGAACGCGAUGGUGACUGAGAUCGGUCUGCGUGAAAAUCACAUUGGCAAUGCUGGAGCGCAAGCGAUUGCUGACGCACUCAAAGUGAACACGACGCUAAGAUAUUUAAAUCUAUCCCAGAAUUGCAUUGGCAGUGUUGGUGUUCGAGCGAUUGACAAGGCCCACAAAGGCAACAACACGCAUGCCAUUCGCAUUGACGGCCAGAUUAGCCCUCUCGUCUUUUCCACACUUCCACGAUUCGCAACUGCUGAAGAAAUUCAGACCGUUUUUUGCUUGCUAACGAGCGGACUGGAGUUGGAGGAUCAAUUAGCAUCUCUACCGGCACUCCCGGACGAGCUGGCCGAGCGCAUUGUGGACGAAGCGUGUUACUGGCAAGGCGUGCAACAUACCAAACGAGAGUGGUUUGCGGACGAUACCCCCGAUUCUAUUCUCAAAGUCACAGUGCCUCGAACCAUCGACGGAAAUUCGAUCCGUGUGAAAGCAAUUCAAGUGCUUCGUGACUGGAACAAACAGCCCCGCACCACCGGUGACAUUGUUUUUGAUUGGAUUGUCCGAGAUGAGCAAGGGGCUGUUCAAUACGAAUGUGCUUCCUCGCCAACGCUCGUCGAUUCGACCGUUGCGCUUGUGACACUCCAGCCACCGGGCCAUCCCAUCAUCCGACGAAUGCGCGAGGGUUGGCAAGUUCAAGUCCGACGCAGCAAGUCUGUCCAAGAUAUGCGAUUCGAGUUGCUAUAUGUCGGAUAUACAUGUAUCUAGUGACAAUCUUUGGAAAAGUUGGGGAUGCCA